AGCUGGGCUGGGAAGAACAGGUACAUUAAUUGGCUGUUACAUGAUGAAACACUACCGAUUCACAGCAGCAGAAGCAAUAGCAUGGUUGCGCAUUUGCCGACCUGGUUCUGUCAUUGGUCCCCAACAACAUUUUAUGGAAGACAAACAAGCUGGUAUGUGGGUACAAGGUGAUAUUUAUCGUAAGAAAGCAAGAGAAGGACGUGCAGUGAAUCGGCAGAGUGUAUCACAGAUCUUGACUGCAGUAGAUGACAUUAGUAUCAAUGAUUCAGACAAGACAGACAAAGUAAGUGUGACAUACACAA
Messenger RNA from Anneissia japonica, 302 nucleotides. RefSeq names its product dual specificity protein phosphatase CDC14A-like. Gene Ontology annotation, molecular function: protein serine/threonine phosphatase activity. The record is from RefSeq and is a predicted model, not a curated record. Gene Ontology annotation, cellular component: spindle pole; kinociliary basal body; centrosome. Lineage: Eukaryota; Metazoa; Echinodermata; Crinoidea; Comatulida; Comatulidae. The transcript is spliced from 2 exons. Gene Ontology annotation, biological process: regulation of exit from mitosis; positive regulation of cytokinesis; cilium assembly. The annotation marks the transcript as partial.